AUGAUGCGACCAGGUGGAUGGUUUUCUAUUAAUAAUAUUAUAGAUUCACAUAGUGAAGAUGAAUUAAAUAAUUAUGCUGUCAUGGCUUUGAAAUUUCGCGAUCUUCGUCUUGAUUUGAAUAAGAGAAAAGCAUUAAGCAAUACGAUUCUUAUCCUACUCGGUGAUCAUGGUUUGCAUGGUCAUAACUGGAAGGAACUAUGGAGAGAGUUUGAUCAUAGGAAUCCUUUUCUUCAAAUAUUACUUCAAAGUUUUUUUAUUGGAUUCAAUGAUAUUAUCAAACAUUUGAAUGAAAACAGUGAUAAACUUAUCACUCAUGGUGAUAUUUAUAUGACUUUCACACGAUUUUUUAACAGUUCAUUACCAUUAGUGUUACCAAAAGGGAUCAAUCUUUUUACACAAAAGAUAUCAGAUGAUCGCACUUGUCGAAUUGGACAGAUUCCUGGCAAAUGGUGUAAUUGUUGGAUACCAAAGCUGUGUCUCUAA
This is a messenger RNA of Adineta steineri, 483 nucleotides long. Lineage: Eukaryota; Metazoa; Rotifera; Eurotatoria; Adinetida; Adinetidae. The record is from the annotation of a GenBank genome assembly.